GCUCUUAUAUAUCACUUCCGCUUUGUUGUUGUGUUUGUACCCUGUAGCACCACCUGUGGGCCCCGUCGUUCCUUGUCAGAUCACCAUUGUAGAGAGGUUAUAUAGGUAGCAGUGUACCGACCAGGGAAGAUUUGAAACCCUCUGGAGCUUGUAACGCACUAAUAGAGAGCAGAAGGCUCGUCUUUGAGUCGAUAGAUGACAGCAGAGACGAAACGUCAGCGAUGAGACGGAGAUGGAACAAACACGUUUGUUAGUGUUAGCGCUGCAUAUCGCCAAGAAACCAGCGUCAUGUUACCGAUACCUUGCUUUCGACUCCCAGCAGGCUGCAGCUCGGACCGUUUAAGUUAAACGUCCUGGUAUUUCCAUUUGGACCCGGUGAUAUGCGAGGCUCCAGGAGGCGGUGAUGGAGCUCCAGGAGUUAGGCGGGCCGUGUCUGGUGGUCGUCUUUCUAGCCUCCUUGCUCAUUGUGCUGGCAUGGCUGUUCCAGUACUCCCAAACCGUUCUGCGGCUGUGGAGAGCCAGGAAGACAUCCAAGCAAGACAGGAAGGAAACUGCCUGGCAGCAGCUCCUCUUCGCGCAGCCCCACCGGAGCAAGGCUGGAGGUGUGUGGGGAUUCCUGAUGAAGCUUCGCUUGAGCAGGGAUGGAGCAUCUGCAUCUGAGGUCGGGGUUAAAAACCUGCUGACCUCUCUGUUCUCCUUCAAGUCCUUCAGCGAGUGCUGGCAGGGAGCAUGGAUCAAGGCUUUGAAUGAGCAAGCUUGCAGACAGGGGAGCUCCAUCCAGAUCACUUUUGACAGCAGUCUCCAGUUAACUGCUGCCUCUACAAUAGAUAGUGUGACCUGCACUGACCAAUCAGCGCACCGAAUGGUUUUGCAAUGUAAAUGUUUGGUGGACAGGGUGACAUUCCCCGUGACUGUCACCCAGCAGUCCCCCGCUGCUGUUUCCAUGGACACCUAUCAGAUUACUAUAGCACCGAUGAUGGCAAAGGUGGUGGUGUGUCUGGAGGAGGUGCAGGAUGAGGGUUUGCUGAUGUCCUGGACUCUAUCCAAGCUGCCAUUAUUUUCUCUAAAUGUGUCUCCAUGCAAGCUGCAGAGACAGAGCACUGGGGGUGAGGCGGACCUGGAUACGAUUAAGGGACUGAUAGAGGACACUCUGUUCAGCACUCAGCCAGCCAUGGUGCUCAACCUCAGGACUUGUGCAUCCAGUCAUUUGGCCCCUAUGGACCAUCUAACGGUGGGAUCAAACUCUGUAUCCCAGAGUGUCUUGGUGCAAGGGCUACUGCUCCAGCAGCUCGGGGCAACCUUAAGCAAAGGACUGCAGUCCAGAUCAGGGGAGCUAUGCUGUGUCAUAAGCCUGGACCAACCCUCCACAGAGAGGACAACCUGCUUCCUGCCUGUGCCCAGCAACCCCAACACCCCACUGGAAUGGAGUGAAGUCGUUACUUUGGAGCUGGGUCCAGAAACCAAAGAGCUGAGAAUAAGACUUAUGGAGCGGAACGGCAAAAGGGAACAAUUCUUUCCUGGCUAUGCCUCCAUCGCAUUGGAUCCACGGGGCAAGGCUCCCACUGGACAACAUAUAAUGUCAAUAAGCCCUGGGCACGGCUUGGCACCAUAUGCUACCAUCACAACAGAGCUGCUGUAUGUGGAAACAGAGGAGCCUCACGGCACCCACAAUGCUUUGCCACUUCGUUCCUCGCUCACUCCCACCAAGAAAGUCGACGUGGACCGAACCAUCAUGCCAGACGGAACCGUUGUCACCACUGUGACAACCGUCCAGUCUCGACUUAAACUUGAACGCAGUCCAGGUGAUUCUCCUUUGUGUUCACCGUCCAAAGUGGAGGUGACUGAGAAGAAACCCACUUACUUGUCUGAUGGCAGAGGCGGCGUCAGCCCCAAUCUGAGCAAGAGCAGCCGCCUUUCUAAUGGCCUGGAUCCUGUUGCAGAGACCGCCAUUCGGCAGCUGACAGAGUCCGCCUCCAAAGUAGCACGGAAGACGCCAACAAAAAGGAGCACACUGAUCAUCUCGGGCGUGUCAAAGAUUCCGCUCUCAGAAGAUGACUGUGCAUUAUCGAGCGGCUACGCUGCAGCCAUGGAUGCAGCUAUGCAUGACAACCAUUUCGGGUUGGGGCAUCACCAAGACCCAGAUGAAACCACACCCUCCGAUGUGUCAGAGCGUCCAUCUGUGGAUGAUGUGGAAUCAGAUACUGGUUCUACGGGUGCCUUGGAAACCCGCAGCCUCAAGGACCAUAAAGUUGGCUUUCUGCAGAGUGGAUCAAAGCUGUUGUUCCGCAGAAGACAUCGAGAGAAGGAGUCCUGCCUCAGCCAGUCCCAUGAAGACAUCUCCAACAUGGGAACUAACUUUGCUGCUGCCGCAGCUGGCAGCCGUAAGAAGUCUGGCAGCUUCUCCCGGCGUCUCAUCAAACGAUUCUCAUUCCGUUCAUCAGGCAAAUCAAAAGGCAAAGGCACUGCUGCAAAUGGAGGAGCAACCUCGCUGGAUAACUGAUCACCAUUGCUAGGUUGGGACACGGGUCAUCCUGGCUUAAUAGGAUUGUUUCAUGGCCUCUGUUAUUACUAUCAGAAGAACAUUUAAACCUUGCAAGAGUCCAGUCUUUGACAGAUUGUCACCUGACUGUAGCUCAUGUGAAUGCAUUUCAGUUUGCUAUUGAAAACUUCAACCAACCAGGAUCACUAGCAGACUCUUCAAGCUGUGCAAGAGUUUAAACUUUUUCAGGUUGUUUGUGUCCCCUGUUAACUCCAAUAAGUAAAAAAUGUAUCAAUUUAUCCGCUUAUGGACAUCUUAUUAUUGCAAUAACUAUCACUACAAAAGCAUAUUGUGUAACGUUUAGAGGCAUAAUCACAAUGUAUUUCUUUUGAAAUCUCACAUGAGUGACAACACUGCAAUAAUGCAGCAGUUUUUGGAGGUCUCAAGGACACAUUCAGAGACUCUGCUGGGGCAUUGCGAGCAACAAGAUUAUCAAAGUUUAUGACAAUGUGAUGGGUGGAGUGGAUGUACUCAGGGCUACAAAUGAAUUGAUGUUAGCAUCUAAAGAUAUGAGGAAACCUGCUGCAUCUUUCAAAGGCAAACAAAACCAGUAUGUAAAAAUGUACAUACAUUUUUGCCCAUUUGUGUUUUGUCAGAGAACAUGAAAAAUCUUUUUAACUGACUGCAUUAAUUAUGAGAAGAAGAGAACAGGAACAACCAAAUUAAAUCAUUUUGUUGUACUUUUCAUGUUUAUUUGCAUCAGUGAAAAAUGUUCAGAUGUUAAAAGGGAUCAUGGAGCCAACGCUGACUGAAGGACUCUAAUGGACAUGUACCAUGUGAUUUACAAAACUAUAGCCAAUUUAAAAUGCUGAAGAAAUGAACAGAAGCCACUUCGUUGUCUAAAGGCACACUAGAUAUAGCUGGAAUGUGAAACAACAUGGCUGUAAAAUUUAAGAUAUAUGUGGAUGUAUGUGUUAUAUUUAAACUUUAAUUUAUUUCAAAUAAAUUAUUUUUGAA
Molecule: messenger RNA, 3496 nt
Organism: Monopterus albus (swamp eel)
Lineage: Eukaryota; Metazoa; Chordata; Actinopteri; Synbranchiformes; Synbranchidae
Gene: c2cd2l
Product: c2cd2 like
Exons: 15
Coding region: 404-2500 (698 amino acids)
Biological process (GO): positive regulation of insulin secretion involved in cellular response to glucose stimulus
Cellular component (GO): cytoplasmic side of apical plasma membrane
Molecular function (GO): phosphatidylinositol transfer activity; phosphatidylinositol binding
Source: RefSeq, a predicted model, not a curated record